Molecule: messenger RNA, 915 nt
Organism: Aplysia californica (California sea hare)
Lineage: Eukaryota; Metazoa; Mollusca; Gastropoda; Aplysiida; Aplysiidae
Product: nuclear receptor subfamily 1 group D member 1
Exons: 2
Coding region: 1-915 (304 amino acids)
Biological process (GO): positive regulation of transcription by RNA polymerase II; cell differentiation; negative regulation of transcription by RNA polymerase II
Molecular function (GO): zinc ion binding; nuclear receptor activity; RNA polymerase II cis-regulatory region sequence-specific DNA binding
Source: RefSeq, a predicted model, not a curated record
AUGUAUCCACCACUUGCUGGUGACGAAGCCAUGGACGACGAAGUUCCCUGUAUGCCGUCUGCAGCAUGGGGUUAUUGUUCUCAAGCGACCCACGUCUCAGUAUCGCCUUCAUUAUCGUCAACGCCGCCAUCCUCAUCGUCUGCCUCAUCUUCGACCAUUUGGUCAACGAACAGCCUCUUUUUACCAGAGUCUCCAACCGGCACGUAUAUUUCCAUGAUGGAUCAGCUUGCAUCUGAUACUUCAAAAUUAAACGGACAAAAUCAAGAAGCUGACGUUUUCACGAAUGUGGGACGACCAAAUAAAGAUAUCCCUGAAUUUGAUCCACAUACCUCUACCACUGAAUUGAGAGAAUCAAGUGACCAAGAAAGUCUCCAGUACUGUGAUCUUGACGCAGCUGCUAAGGAUUUGAGGUUAGGACAACGAAAUAUGGUUUCGCCAACCACUAUAACUCCAGAUCCAUCUUCUUCCUCAACCUCCCCUAAAACAGUGGGUAUGAGUGAUUCAGCUGCGGUUGACGGAGCCUCAGAAGUGAACGCUUUUGAUCCUACCGCAUCAGCAUCAAAUCAGAAAGGAAACGCGACAAAAACUGGAAGCGAGCGCAAAAAGCGAAAGAGGAAGAAGCCUGGCAGUGAACCUUGGGAUGAAGAGAAGAGCAAGAGUUUGCCCCCUUGUCGCGUCUGUAAAGAUCAGGCGUCUGGGUUCCACUACGGGGUCCACACGUGUGAGGGUUGUAAGGGGUUCUUCCGUCGAUCAUUGAAAGUCUACACCACCUUCAAGUGCGUUUCCCGUGGCAACUGUGACAUCACGGGGGCAAGUCGAAAACUGUGUCCCCACUGCCGCUUCCAGAUGUGUCUUGCUGUAGGGAUGUCUAAAGAUGGUGAGUGCACCUGUGUCAGUGAUGUGUGCUAUGCUUAA